Molecule: messenger RNA, 840 nt
Organism: Trachemys scripta elegans
Lineage: Eukaryota; Metazoa; Chordata; Testudines; Emydidae
Gene: PTF1A
Product: pancreas associated transcription factor 1a
Exons: 2
Coding region: 1-840 (279 amino acids)
Biological process (GO): developmental process; regulation of transcription by RNA polymerase II
Molecular function (GO): RNA polymerase II transcription regulatory region sequence-specific DNA binding; protein dimerization activity; DNA-binding transcription factor activity, RNA polymerase II-specific
Source: RefSeq, a predicted model, not a curated record
AUGGAGACGGUGCUGCUGGAGCAUUUCCCCGGGGGGCUGGACUCCUUCUCCUCGCCCCCCUACUUCGACGAGGAGGAUUUCUUCACGGACCAGUCCUCCCGCGACCCCCUGGAAGCGGACGAGUUCCUGGAGCAGGACGUGGACUUCCUGAGCCACCAGCUGCAGGAGUAUUACCGGGACGGGGGGCAGGGCGAGGGGGGCUAUUGCUGCGAGGCGGCGGCCGCCGCGGCCAACUUCUCUUCCUCCUCCUCCCCCUCCUCGCCCAGCUUCCCCUACGGGUGCUGCGGGGCGGCCGCCUCUGAGCUGCUGUCCCCCGGGGGCAGGCUCAAGGCGCUGAGCUCCGCCAAGCGGCGCCGGCGGGUGCGCUCCGAGGCCGAGCUGCAGCAGCUGAGGCAGGCGGCCAACGUGCGGGAGCGCCGGAGGAUGCAGUCCAUCAACGACGCCUUCGAGGGGCUGAGGUCCCACAUCCCCACGCUGCCCUACGAGAAGCGGCUCUCCAAGGUGGACACCCUGCGCCUGGCCAUUGGCUACAUCAACUUCCUGAGCGAGCUGGUGCAGUCGGACCUGCCCCUGCGGAGCGCCAGCAGCGAGAGCCCCAGCCAGCCCAAAAAAGUCAUCAUCUGCCACCGGGGCACAAGAUCACCUUCUCCAAGCGACCCUGAUUAUGGACUGCCUCCUCUUGCUGGACACUCUCUGUCAUGGACUGAUGAGAAGCAACUUAAGGAACAAAACAUUAUUAGAACAGCUAAAGUGUGGACCCCUGAAGACCCCAGAAAACUAAACAACAAAUCUUCUCUAAACAACAUAGAAAACGAACCUCCAUUUGAUUUUGCAUCAUGA